Molecule: messenger RNA, 1248 nt
Organism: Theobroma umbraticum
Lineage: Eukaryota; Viridiplantae; Streptophyta; Magnoliopsida; Malvales; Malvaceae
Product: Rrp15p protein
Biological process (GO): maturation of 5.8S rRNA; maturation of LSU-rRNA
Cellular component (GO): preribosome, large subunit precursor
Source: RefSeq, a predicted model, not a curated record
UCCCUCCUCCCGAGUUUCGGACAGUUACCCCCCUCGCCCUCUGUAUUAUUAGGGUUUAAAAAGGGUUUUGCAAUUCUCUCUCGUUCUUCUGUUUGGGUCUUUUUCUGUUGAAAGCAGAACAUGAUGACGAUGGAGGAAGGCAUCGUUCCUGGGAAAAGGAAAAGAAAUUUGGGUAAAAAGAAAGGUAACAAACCCAAGAAUAAGAAACUUAAGAUGUUGGAGGGUCAAGGGAAAAAGCUUAGAGUGAGUAAAAAGAUGAGAAAUCUAUUUGAGAAACGCGCCCGUGACUACAAUUCCGAUGAUGAUGAGGAGGAGGAGGCAGCCCUCGAUGAUAUCCGGAUGGGCGGCGGCGGAGAUGAUUCCUCUGACAAAAACGAAGGAGAAGAAGCUGAAGAUGAUGAAAUUCAACCUGGGAUUAUGAGGUUUACAGAAGGUGUUACAGCAUUCAGGUUGGCAUUUAAGAACAUUAUAAAAAGGAGUGUAGCUGAUGAUUCAUUGGGUCCAGUAUUAUCAGGGCAUAAGCAGCUUGUUGCAAAGAAGUUAGCAGAAGAGGAAGCUGAAAGAAAAGUUAAGGGAGAAGCUAAGAAAGAAAAACAUUUGGUUGCUGAAAAGGGCCAUGUGAAGCCUGCUAAUUACUUGGAUUCCCAUGAGAAGUUUCUAAUUGGUAUUGCUACAAAAGGAGUGGUCAAGUUGUUUAAUGCUGUGAACAAAGCACAAAAGGCUCAGAAAGGAUUGGACCCUUCAAGGUCUAAAGAUGCAAAAAUGAUAAGGAAGCGAAGGAAAGAAGCCUUCUUUUCAGAGCUAGGCAAGCCAUCAUUGACAGCACAUGACUCUUCUAGUAAGGGUAAUAAAUCAUCUGAUCCUAGGAAUGAUGAAGGACCUGCUUGGGCCCCAUUGCGUGAUAAUUACAUGUUAACAAAUCCUAAGUUGAAGAACUGGGAUAAAAUGGCGGACUCAGCAGUAGCUGAUGAUGUUGGAAGGAUGUCUGAGGAUAGUGGUUCAGAUUAUGAGUGAUAUCCUUUGAACUUAAGGAACUUAAAUGUUAUCUCUUACAAUUGGUGAUAGUGUUUUUGCCAACCACGAGGUGCCCUGUUAUAACCACAGAAAUGACCCUUUCUUUCUUUUACUUGUUUCCAGUGCUGUGCAAUAGUCAGUUAUCAUUAUAAAUGAAUUCAACCCAGAGGAAUGAUUGUUCUCUCUUCCUAUCUUCACCCAUCCUUGAUGGAAUGAAAGGAAAAUUUUGGAGCA